CAAAGCUGCUUGUGUGUGGCCCAGUGUCUUUCUGUUGACCAUAACAAUAAAGUUUGUUGAUGACAUCAGAGCGUGCAGUGCAUCCCGGGAUGUGUAGUUUUUAAGAGGAGGCGGAUUACUGGUCACGUCAGCGCACUAUUUCCCGUGGUGCUUUGCUCCGUGACGUCAGAGCAGCGCUUGGUUUGAAUCGUCCGCCAUGGUGAACAAGUCUCCGCUCGUCCUGCCAGAUCGUAAGCCCGGGGAGCCCGAUCUACCGGAUGAAUGGCGACUGUACCUGCUCGACACUCGGGUCCGGACCUUCAGCAACUGGCCGUUCACCGAGGGCUGCGCCUGUACACCCGAGCGGAUGGCGGCGGCCGGCUUCAUCCACUGCCCUGGUGGGAACAGCCCAGAUGUUGCUCAAUGUUUCUUCUGCCUAAAGGAGCUGGAAGGAUGGGAACCGGAGGACGACCCCAUGGAAGAACAUAGGAAGCACUCCCCUGCCUGUCCAUUUAUUGCUCUGAAGAAAAAGGCUGAAGAGCUAACGCUCAGUGAAUUCCUGAAGCUGGAUAAGGAACGGGAGAAGAUAAAAAUGAAUCAAGCGAUGAACCAGCACAUUGACAAGUUCCAGGUGGCGUCUCAGACAGUAAGAGCAUCGCUGGAAAAGCUGGAUGCAGAUGAAUGACCCCUCCACACUGUUCCCUGUAUAUAGUGUUAAUAUUUUUAUGUUGGUUUUGUUUCAUUGUUCACAGUAGAGAUGAGCGAACUUACAGUAAAUUUGAUCUGUCACGAACUUCUCGACUCGGCAGUUGAUGAAUU
Messenger RNA from Hyla sarda, 798 nucleotides. It is a transcript of the gene BIRC5, whose product is annotated as baculoviral IAP repeat containing 5. NCBI's taxonomy places the organism in Eukaryota, Metazoa, Chordata, Amphibia, Anura, Hylidae. The record is from RefSeq and is a predicted model, not a curated record. The transcript is spliced from 4 exons. The coding region runs from base 197 to 664 and encodes 155 amino acids.